This is a messenger RNA of Hydra vulgaris (swiftwater hydra), 1936 nucleotides long. RefSeq names its product somatostatin receptor type 5. Lineage: Eukaryota; Metazoa; Cnidaria; Hydrozoa; Anthoathecata; Hydridae. Gene Ontology annotation, molecular function: G protein-coupled receptor activity. Gene Ontology annotation, cellular component: plasma membrane. Gene Ontology annotation, biological process: G protein-coupled receptor signaling pathway. The record is from RefSeq and is a predicted model, not a curated record.
UUAAAGAAAUAAUAAGAUAAUUUCAAAAGAAAUAAGGGUAUUCCAUUUAAUACAUACACCACAGAUGAGUAAUUUCAAACUGAUUAACGCAAACUCAACCUCCGUUGGAAAAUGUCAUUUGCCGAUUACUGAUAUUUUGCUCGUUUUAGGAUAUGUUGCAGUUAUUGUUGUUGGUGUAGUUGGUAAUGUUUUAGUAAUGAUCAUUUUCCAGUUUAAGUUAAAACGAGGAGCGAUCAUUGAUUUACUUAUUUUUUACCUUGCUGUGUUUGACGGAUUAGGUUCAUUAUUUGGUCCAUUUGUAUUUCUAUACUGGACUUUAACUUGCAACCAAAGAUGGGAUUUUGGAUGGUAUGGAUGUAAAAUAUUGCCACCAUUUAGUCGAAUAAUUACAAACAUAUCAACUGGUGUUAUACUUAUUAUGGCAAUAGACAGAUGUCGGUCAAUUGUUUUUCCUUUGAAACAGCGUUUUCGACGUAAAACUAUGCACGCUGCUAUGUUUGCAACAAUUUUAACAUCAAUUGUUUGGGAAGCAUAUUACAUAAAGGCUCUUCACAUAGAUAAAUAUGGAACAUGUAAUUCUGUUGCCGUUAAUGAACCACUUUAUGCUUACCCACUUAUUGUAAUGGUGACAGCUAGAUCACUAAUUUUUCUUUUUCUUUUUAUUACGACUACAGCAAUAAUGUAUAUGAAACUUUACAAUUGUGAGAGAAUGAAGUUUCUUAAAAAUAGUUAUUUAAAAACGCCAAAUAAAAAUAAAAACGUUAUGAAAAUGUUAAUUAUCAUGGCAACAGUGUUUGUUGUGUCUGUUUUACCACGUGACAUAUUGCAUUUGUCACACACCAUUUCAUGGCUUCCUGGUGAAGGAGGAAUACAAAGUGUUGUUGUUAUUAACCAUUGGCUCCGGUUACUUCAAAUUAGUAAUGGAAUAUACAAUGUAUUUAUUUAUGGUAAAAUGUACAAUAAUUUCUGGAAAACCGUAAAAAUAAUGCUAGAUUGUAAUUACGCAUCUUGGCAACGUUUAAAAGUUGUAUGUCGUACCUUGACUCAAGAUAAGAUAUCUUUUUUUUUAAGAAAAAAAGCUAGGAGAAUUGCAAAAAGACAUUAUUGGAGAGCAAAAAAACAUGAUGGAACUAACAUUCAACAUGAUGGAACCAAAAAACAUGAUGGAACCAACAUUCAAGUUUUUUAUCAGAUAAACAUAAAAGAACUACAAUAAAAGUUGGUUUAAUUUAGAAAAACUAAUUUAAAAUUAAUUUAAAAAACCAUAUUUAAAAUAAUUAUCAUUUUAUUAAAUGGAUAACUAAAUGACAAAUAAAUCAUUAUAAAUAGGAACUAUUAUCAAAGUUUAUAGCAAUUGUAAGUAAGUCUAAAAAGUAAUUAUUGCAAUUACUUUAAAAGAAUUACUGCGAUUACUUUUAAAGUAAUCACUGGUUAGGUAUUUUGUACUUUACUUUUCCUUUCAAAACAAGUUCUUUGAUUUUUAAUCCCACGACAAAAUAAACUGGAACAACUCAACCCUGUUUAAUGUGUCUUUCCACUUUAACAAAGUAUUUAAAUCGUAAUCAUCAUUGUUCUCAGCAUAUACCCGUUUAUUAGAUUAGUAAUAUUUCAUACUUUUAUUUUUAAAAUUUGCUAGAAAUAAAAAUAUUGUUUUUUUAAGAAUUUAUAAGACUUCAUGAAUUAGUUUGUUGACGCCACAAAAUGAUUUAAUCCGCACAUCAAUCCCCUUGUGAAAUUCUAUUUUUAGCACCGCAACCCUGUGCUGUAAUGAAUAUAAAGUGAUUCGUGACUUUUCUUUUCAUAAUUUUUAAAUUAAAAUUUUGCUGUUUAUUUUAUCAAAGACGUGUAAAACAUUUAUAACUUUAAAGAGAGUGUAUUUAAGUUUAUUAUUUAUUAAUCUUAUUUGUAAAAUAUCUUUUGACGACGGUAUAACUAU